This is a messenger RNA of Astyanax mexicanus (Mexican tetra), 5807 nucleotides long. RefSeq names its product membrane-associated ring finger (C3HC4) 8 (gene marchf8). NCBI's taxonomy places the organism in Eukaryota, Metazoa, Chordata, Actinopteri, Characiformes, Acestrorhamphidae. The coding region runs from base 130 to 1773 and encodes 547 amino acids. Gene Ontology annotation, biological process: antigen processing and presentation of peptide antigen via MHC class II; immune response; protein polyubiquitination. Gene Ontology annotation, molecular function: MHC protein binding; zinc ion binding; ubiquitin protein ligase activity. The record is from RefSeq and is a predicted model, not a curated record. The transcript has 8 exons. Gene Ontology annotation, cellular component: late endosome membrane; early endosome membrane; lysosome.
UGUGGGUGGGCGGUGUUGACCGAUGGAGCGGGGCAAGUCCAGACAAGCAGUGGCCGGGGGGCGUGUGUGUUUGUCAGCUGCUGCGCAGAGGGAGAUGUGAAUGUAGGGCAGUCUGCUGCUGCACGCUGGAUGAGUGUGUGUGUGUGUGUGUGUGUUUAUAUGAGUGCGCAUGCGUCUCUGUGUGUUUGUGUAUGUGUGUGUGUCCCAUGGUUAGGGCUUGUGUUUGUGCUCUCCCAGCAUCUCUGCUGCUGUGCCACUUCCGCCAUCAGCAGCACCCCGUCCCCCGCUGGAUUUACACAGGGGACAUGUAACCUUUCCAGCAAGGCUUUGUCUGGGCUGUGUGUGAGUGUGCGCCCGCGUGUGUGUGUGUAUGUGUGUGACAAGGAGAGCAGGAAGGAGGUGACAGCCUCCUGUGUAAAGGAUUUGCCGAUGCAUUCCUGUUGGAAAAUGAAGCUUCAGAAUGAAAAGCCACUGGGUCAUUCUGCAAGCAGGUCCAGCAACAUUUCAAAGGCAGGGAGUCCGACUUCUGUGAACGCCCCCUGCAGCUUCUCCCGGACUUCAGUCACACCUUCUAACCAGGACAUCUGCAGUUCUAACGGUGGCUCUCGAGCUCAGCCUGCGCAGACUGCUGUGGUUCUGCUGAACUCUGACGGCAAAAGCUCGGUGUCGCAGAGUGCCACAAUGACCACCUUGUGUCUGGAGUCUCCUGCCAAGCCCAAAAAUAAGACGGCGUUCGGAGCGGAGUGGCUCUCGCUGCUGAAGCCUUCGGUUAACAUCAAGCCAGACGGCAGCAACCUCAAGUUCUCAAAGUCCUUGAACGACGUGGGCCAGAAGAUGGACGGCCUGUGCAGUGGCCUACACUUCAUCGACCGCACGUGUUCUGAGGGCGAACUGAGCUCAGAAACAGAACCCAAACCUCUUAACGGCAAACCGGCCAACCUGCUGUCUCCCCCGUUACCCUCCCAGCCUCCGUCCUUCUCCAGUACUUGCGGCUACGGAAGCAGCUUGGGGCCAGAACGUUGUUCCCAAACGUCCGAGCUCCAGAAAGGCUCCAACCUGCUGCGAUUCCUCUUCCCAUUCCCUCGCUCUUCCACUGCAGGCAGUCUGCAGGCAGGGGAGUUGACAGGCUACAUCACCAAAUCGUCCAGUGCCCUGCUGGAGGCCUGCGGCGAAGAGAUGGGCGACGACGAGGUGUUCGAGGACGACCCGUCCAGGUGGAGGUUGGCGAAGACCGAUGAACGGCGUGCCCCUCUCUGCUCGCUGGAGGAGGACGGCGACCUAGACCACUGUUCCUCGCCGGUGUCUGAAAAAACAGGGCCACUCUCGCCGUACUCUCUGUCCGGGGACUGCUGCAGGAUCUGUCAUUGCGAGGGUGAUGAUGAGAGUCCGCUGAUCACGCCGUGUCACUGCACAGGCAGUCUGCGCUUUGUGCAUCAGGCCUGCCUGCAGCAGUGGAUCAAAAGCUCCGACACGCGCUGCUGCGAGCUCUGCAAGUUUGAGUUCAUCAUGGAGACCAAACUGAAGCCUCUGCGGAAGUGGGAGAAGCUGCAGAUGACAGCCAGCGAGAGGAGAAAGAUCAUGUGCUCCGUCACUUUCCACGUCAUUGCCAUAACCUGCGUGGUGUGGUCACUGUACGUUCUGAUCGAUCGCACUGCAGAGGAGAUCAAACAAGCCGGGAGAAUACCAGGAGCCCUAAAGCUGCACCCCGGCCUAACUUACGGAGCCUCCAAAAGCAGUACAGUAUUUCAUUCCCUGUUCAGGCCGUGUGCGUGAGCUGGCAGUAGAAACUAGUGAUUUAGCAUACCGCGAUCCCCCCCCUGAUCUGUCUGCUUUUGACAUUGAGGUAUUCUCUGCAGAGAAAAGAAGAAAAUUCUCUACAUUAAUGUCAGUAUCAUGCUCUUUGAUAUAUUCCCUGUGAAAGGCCCAGCAUGAAGCUCUAAAUUUUGUGCUGCCGUUGCAGAUCUUUGGACGGACUUUUACUGCUUCUGGUAGUUUAUUCCUCACAGAUGGACACUGAGUGUGUUUAUAUGUUACCGUAUUUUUCAGACUUUAAGGCAGACUUAAAAAAAUCGUUAGUGCACCCUAUAAUCCGGUGCACCUUAUGUAAAAGUUCUACAGAAGUGCAGGGUUAUAAGGGUGAGUUUUCAGUGAAGUUUCUCCAGCACUAAGGCUGGGUGCAACAGCAUUAGCAUUAGCUGCUAACCACAGCGCUAGCUCUUUUGCCGUAUAGAGGUGAGUAUAUUGGACUGUAGGCUGCGUGUUUGAUGUGUUAAAAAAAGCUACGUGUGACGAACCGCUAGCUGAGAGCAUCUGGGUUACCAGAACACUUAGAGUUCCUCAGUCUACUGCUAUCAGGUGGCAUUUACAUCCUGCUAGCGCUGAGGUUAGCGACUAAUACUAAUGCUGCUGCACCCAGCCUUAGUGCUGGAGAAACUUCACUAAAAACUCAUCCUUAGACAAAAUAUUGGAAAUUUUAAGCUUACUGUAAAUAAACAUAAGCAGUUUACUCACCCAAAUAAACAGUUUUUAAAAGAAAAAUCUGUGUAGAUUGAACAUCCAGCACUUGUUUGAUUUAUUAGUCAUAUGAUUAGUAGCAUACUCUGAUUUCUUAUGAAUCAGAUUUCGUAUAAAAUGUAUUGAAAAUAUAUUUCUGAAUAUUGAAAGUGUUAAAACAAGUAUAUAUAAAAAUAAAUAUGCUUCAACCAACUAUUUGGAUGAGGUGCCACCAAAAAUAAACAAUGACUUCAUUAAAAAUGCACUGUUUAGUAUGAGGUGUAACAAUCUGAUUUAGAAUCGGAUAAAGAAUAAUUGUAUUUCUCAGUCCAUAUAUACUUUUAACCAGAGUAUUCUCAGUUAGUACAUGCAUAAAAACAGACAAUGAUAACAGAAAUAAGCAAAAAUAUGUCAAAAUAAGUGAGCAGGGAUUACCAGAGCAAUAGCAAAAUGGUAACAGAAUAAUGUAUAAUAAUCUUCUUCUUCUACCUGAUGUAUGUGUAAAUUUCUGUCAUUAUGUUAAAAAAGCUACAGCAUGAAGUUUGGGUUUAACAUGAUGUUUAAGUCGCAUUAUUCUGUGAGAUCAUUGGCUAGUUGCAAAGCAAAAAUCCUGUUAUUGCCUCACUCGUGUAAACAUGAGUUUUUCCCUCUAUUGUCUGUUCUCGUAAACAUGUUGAUUAAAUUAUAGACAAAUUCCGAUGUUUCACAGUAAUCAGAUAAUUAAGUCCAUGUAAACAUACUCACUGAACACAACUAAGAAGCUUUAGUAGAAGUAAAAGUGGAAUCAGCGAUGGGUCAUUAGAUUCAGUUUAUGUGGUUAGUUUUAGUUAAUAGUCAAGAUUAAGAAUAAUCAACAUAAAUUAGAAUGAAGAUAGACUGGAUAGAAGAUCUUCACCUAGAUCUUCAGUGGGCUAAGCGCUGCCACUAUGAUCAAGAGAUUGCUGGUUCAAAUCCUGUUCAUGUAGCUUGCCAUCGGCCCACGGAGCCCUGAGAGAGAACAAUUUGCCUUGCAUUCUCUGGGUGGGUAGAUGUGCUCUUUCCUCUCAUCACUCUUAAGGGUGAUGUUGAUCAGCACUAAGCAUCUGUGAGCUGAUGUAUCAGAACCAAGUCGCUGCACUUUCCUCUGAGCGCGCUGUGAUGCGACUCAGCAAUGCUGCAUCAUCAGCAGUUCGAAAAGAGGCGCUUGCGGACUUCACAUGUUUUGGAGGAGGCAUGUGCUAGUCUUCACCUUCCUGGUGUUGAAGCAUCGCUAGUAAUAAGGCGAGUCUUAAUGAGUGGGUUGGGUAAUUGGCUCUGUAAAAGAGGGAUAAAAAUGGGAUUAAAUUAGGAAUAAAAUUAUAUAAAAAAAGACUAUAGUUCUAAAUUGCAUUAUAAAUGAAAAUGAGAAGGUAGGAUGGAGGUAUAAUCGGUAAGUUGGAGGUGUAUUAAGCAGAGCUCCUCAUUUUUAAGCAUCUUGUGUUUGGUUCUAGAGUCUGUUCUCCUGUUCUGUCUGCCCCGUAGCUACAGCAGUGCGCUUGGCAUACAUUUACAGAAUGUAGAACAUUCCAGAAUCAUAUCGUAUGUGCACAGAAAUGACAGAUUGUUUAGAGCAAUAGUCAUUUUGUGAUGCUUCACAGAACACUCCCUCAUACGAUUGAUUCUGACGUAGAUAUUCUGUUCAUUCAUGACAGUGAAUUGCUUUUUACUCCCUCUUGAAGCCUGGUAAAUGUUUAUAUAAGGGCCGCUUUCCUGAACAAGAGCCUAUUCAAAGACCUCCUUUACACAGAGUCACUACAUGCAUGUUCUUGAGUAUCAGAUUGUAACCGGAUAAGGCCAAACCACAUCAAAAUUUAAGGCUUAUUUAUGAUGUAUACCAAUCUGACCACUCAAAUCAUGUCCGAGAUGCAUUUGAGCUGCACCAAAAUGAACAUUUCUGUCCAAAACCAGAAGUGAAUACCAUGUGUCACCAUUGCAUAAAUGAAAUAGCCUAAUGCAUUUUGCCCUGCUUUUUAAAGAAAAUGCACAUACAAAACAACUAUUUAUAAAUAUUUAUUAAAGACCCAUCAUUUUUUAAAUCCUAGCAGACAUACCCACACAAUCAAGUGUUUCUGCUGCAGCGGUGACCAUAAUUAUUUCUACGGCUGCUUCAGAUUGUUCUGAAAUGUCAUGUAGUUGCAAUUACAAUCCCUGCAGAUGGGCUGUUAAAUUAAAAACAAGGGAGGCAGACACACGGGCUGUUUUUCUGUGCUGGAUUCCCUGUGUGAGCUCAGUCUUCACAUUGCACUGUUGCUAUAGGGAGCCCUGCCGUCUGUUUUCAGCUUCAGACUUCUUUGACGUCUGUUUGGCUUAGUUUUGUGUCUUGGAAUUCAGUAAAGUGUCGUCGCUGCUGAAAGAAAUCUAGAAUCUGGAAACGUUGCAAAAUGACUAAAUUAUGUGACUUAAUUAGUCAUUGUUCUGUAUAAAUAUUAAGUCUUUUUCACUUAUUUUGUUUGGCCCAAAUAUUCAGUGCAUCCCUAAUUGAGUCACUUUAAAACACUAUAAACAUAUCUGUCUUUUGGAGAUGUAAUAAAGAACUGAAACUCCUCCUAUUAUAACCAAAACACCAGUAAAAAGUACUAUGCAACAGACAACAGUCAGACUUAGGGUAUACUUACACUAGGCAGUCUGUGCCAUGCCCGGAUAUAGUUACCCCGCCCAAAGCAUGGCUCGAUUAAGUAGUGUGAUUGCUCCAAACCAUGCCUGGGCACGGUACACUAAACCGUGCCCUGGUCCAUUGGAAGUGCGAGUGCACGUUAAGUCGCUAUGUAUGUAACCGUGACUUUUGGCACAUAUUUUUAACUAAAUUAAAGGGGAUUAUCUUUACUUUUAUCAAGAAGAUGCGCUCACAAAAGAGGGUGCUGUUCAUGGCGAGGUGUUGAAUUCAGCACAACACCGGCGAACCCACCAAGCAGUAGUGAGUAAUAGCAUAAGCAUGCUCGGGCACGGAUUGUUUAAAUGCAGUGUGAGUGCAGGCCAGCAGGGAAGUGGGGACGGGGCAGAACCGUGCUUCAGCACGAUAAAACCGAACCGUGCCUAGUGUGAAUACGCUCUAAGCAUGAAGGCACAUUGUUAAAAUCAUAUCAGGAUACAGUCCAGAUUCUAAUCACAUGAAGUGACCCGGUGUAAACAGGGUAUAAGAAGCAUUUUAGUGCCAGUAGUAAAUCUCUUAGAUCCCAGAAACUGGCCCAGAAAUUGGUUAUGUAGCUGUUUUUGUCAACUCUCAGGAACUCAGCAAUUUCACUUUAGAAUCCAUGUUUGUGUGAUAUGAUUCCGAUAAUAACACAUAUCUCCUAUGU